GAAGAACAACCCAUCUCCAGGUGGACAGUUCCAACCAAGCCACCAGUCAGUCCAGCUUGUCUUGCUACUCUGACCCUGGUCUUGACCCUGACCCCAACCCUGACCCCAGCCUCGGUUCAAAACCCAGACUUGACCUUGGCCCUGACCCCAGUCCUAUCCCUGACCCUAAUCUUGACCCAAGUCCUAACCCUAGUCUUGACCUCAGCCCUGACCCCAGUCCUAAUCCUGACCCUAGUCUUGACCUCAGCCCUGACCCCAGUCCUAAUCCUGACCCUAGUCUUGACCUCAGCCCUGACCCCAGUCCUAAUACUGACCCUAGUCUUGACCUCAGCCCUGACCCCAGUCCUAAUCCUGACCCUAGUCUUGACCUCAGCCCUGACCCCAGUCCUAAUCCUGACCUUGACCCUAGUCCUGAUCCUGUUUCUAUCCAUUCCUGUCCUCAACCCACCUCUGACCUCCAGCCUGCCUCUCUCAAGUCUGAGGAGAUGUCUGACCCCAGCCCUUCCCCUGCCUCCCCCCCAGCCCCCCUCCCCGAGUUCUCACCUCAGGACCAGAUUCCAGCAGCUCCCUCUGCUGUGGGAGAGACACACACAGGAUGUGAGGUCAUCGCUACAGGAUGUGAUGUCAUUCCCACAGGAUGUAAUGUCAUUGACAUAGUGACCGACAGUCUUGCUUCUCUGUCUGCCACUGCGCCCCCUACUGGCCAGAGACAAGCUACUGACAGAGCAGUGUACCUUAACCCUCCUAAAGCACACCCUGAAACACGACACAGUGAUAUGAUCCAAGAUGCCACCCCCAUAAGUGGCAGUGGUAUGGUCCAUGAUACCACGCCCAUGAGUGACAGUGGUACGGUCCAAUCUGACACCCCCAUAAGGGACAGUGGUACAGUCCAAUCAGACACCCCCAUAAGUGACAGUGGUACAGUCCAAUCACACACCCCCAUAAGUAACAGUGGUAUGGUCCAAUCAGACAACCCCAUGAGUGACAGUGGUACGGUCCCAUCAGACACCCCCAUGAGUGACAGUGGUACGGUCCCAUCAGACACCCCCAUGAGUGACAGUGGUACGGUUCAAUCAGACACCCCCAUGAGUGACAGUGGUACGGUCCCAUCAGACACCCCCAUGAGUGAUAAUGGUACGGUCCCAUCAAACACCCCCAUGAGUGACAGUGGUACGGUCCAAUCAGACACCCCCAUGAGUGACAGUGGUACGGUCCAAUCAGACACCCCCAUGAGUGACAGUGGUACGGUCCCAUCUGACACCCCCAUGAGUGAUAAUGGUACGGUCCAAGAUACUACCCCCCCCCAGUGAAAGUGGUACAGUCCAAUCUGACACCCCCAUGAGUAAUAGUGAUGCAGUCCAAGAAACCACCCCUAUGAGUGAAAGUGGUACAGUCCAUUCUGAAUUCCCCAUGAGUAAUAGUGGUACGGUCCAAUCAGGAGAGACCGGUGCUGAGGGGGAGGAGCCAUCCUCCCCAUUGGACAGUAUCAAGCAGAUCAGAGAGCUGGUGGUGGAGGUGAUAGAGGUGGAGGACCUGGUGUACAGGCGUCCCCAAGGCAACAACACAGCCUGACCCGGCUUUGUCAUGGCAACUGCACGGACACAACCCACAGCGUUGUUGCGGCAACAUCACCGCCUGACCUGGCCAAGACAUCUGGUCUGAAAAACGUUCAUGUUGUCUUUAACCAUCAACGUAACAAUUGUACAAUUUUAGACUUUUAUAUAUAUAUAUUAUAUAUAUGUAAAAAAAAUAAAAAAUACUUCACAAGAGUAAAACACCUCCGUACUGAUGUCAUUUUUGUUCCGUAAUAAAAAAUUACUAAUGAAGUUCUCAGUGAAGACACAAGGUGUCAUGGCAACGACCGGAUGACAUGGAGUCUGAGGUUUUAUUAAGACAUGAAGCCCUCAUAUAGAAAAAAACAGCUUCUAUCUUACAGCUUAUUAGAUACUAAUGAAACAUGCAGAAAUGUUCAAUAACAAAUGAAAUACAUCAAGCAGUAGUAGAGGUACACAUCAUCAUAACCAAACACUUCCUGGUGAAAGGCCUCAGUGCAGUUGUAGUUCUAGGGGUGCAGUGAUGUGGUAAAUUGUAGUUUUUUUAAGAUGGUGGUUAAGGAUCAGGCGUGUCCCUGAAUAAAGAUGUCCUGGUUGAGAGUAGAAGUGAAUAUCUUCAUACAUCCACUGUCCUGAAGACACAGUUCCUCCACAACACCACCGAGGAGGAGGAACUUACAACCUUCU
Molecule: messenger RNA, 2240 nt
Organism: Hypomesus transpacificus
Lineage: Eukaryota; Metazoa; Chordata; Actinopteri; Osmeriformes; Osmeridae
Exons: 2
Coding region: 486-1310 (274 amino acids)
Source: RefSeq, a predicted model, not a curated record